AUGAGUCAUGUUGUUCAGGCGACUUCCAUUAGCACACCCAGUAGUCACUUUUGCUCCCGUCUUUUUUACUACACUUGCCGACACAACCAGCCCUGCAAUUCUGACUCCUCCGCCACUGUUGUCGUGUCUUCGCCCAGCAUAGGACCCCAGACUGGAUGCCACCCGACUCGACAGUGUCGUAGUGAUGGCUUCAAUGCUCACCCCUUCCUGACACUUCGGGACGACCCAACGCUUACAGGCUGGCAGAAGAUGCAGUCGAGGUGGACUGUUCGAGGUCCGCGAACCGAUGACUCGUCAGAACAGUUGAGUCACGCUGCAGGAGGCGUACUCGGCAGGCGGGCGUGGGCGAAACGCGUCCUCAUCGUCCCAGAGAGUUCGGGUGUUCUUCAGACGCUCCGCCACCGGUUCUCGAGUCCUGCGCCCGUGUGUUGCUGCACGACCGGCGAACGAUACGGCCAGCACGAGCAGCCGUCUUCACCGGCUCCCUCCAGCCCUGGGCGGCUGAAGACAUCCCGCCUGGACAGACCCGGAGGCAAGGCGACGAAUCGAAUAAGUCGUGAGGUCAAGCCGCGGCUGCGACCAAACCGAGGGCCACGCCGUCCUGUCUGGCACGCUAAAAGGCGGCUCGACCUUCGUGCAGAAGGCGUUCUCACCUCCUCUGAAUUGAAGUCUUCAGCCCGUCCAUCGGCUCUGCAAGUCGCCCGGCAACCGGUCGUCGUCAGCCUGGCGGGUGUCGGUUACCAGGCCGUCGCAGCAAGGAUUGAGCAAACCUUUGCACAGGGUGGUGGUGCCUCCGAAGACCGGGACGGGGAACGGGGGCAGGAGGAGUCCUUCGGAAGGAGGGGACGGCCUCGGGAGGGGCCCUGCUUGCGAAGGGGAGUGCAGAGAGCUGAGCCAAAGUGGCGAGUUUUGAGACGGCCCGCCGGAGCCGGACGGCGAGGCCUCAGUGCUGAGGGGCAAGCGAAAGGCGGCCACAGCUCAAGCCACGAAGCAGAGGCGGACCGAACAGGCGAUUGGACGCGACAGACGCGACAGACGCGCUCGCCUCAGCAAGUGAAGCCUGAGCCGGCAAUGCUGCCCCACUCGGCCCGAGUGCAUCCGCCUGCCUCCCCGAUUGGCUUCUCGCCGUCAUUACGACUGCCUGCUCUCGCGCUAGCACGCGCACAAGUCUCCCCUUCCUGUCCGCCGGCCUGUCUGUCUGCCUGCCACAUCAACAGCGGCAGCAGCAGCAGCAGCAGCACACGGGCUGGCUGA
This is a messenger RNA of Protopolystoma xenopodis, 1254 nucleotides long. The record is from the annotation of a GenBank genome assembly. Lineage: Eukaryota; Metazoa; Platyhelminthes; Monogenea; Polystomatidea; Polystomatidae.